AUGCCUCAACUAUCAACUAAUAAUGAAAAUGAUUAUAGACUAACAAGAGCCAAAAUUCAACAAAAUAAUUUACAACAACAACAACAAACUCAAUUAAAUAAUAAUUCCAGUGAUCCAAAAGUAAUUUUAUAUAAUAUUAAUACAUCACAAUUAGCAAAUCAUUCAUCAUCACAGGGUCCUAUGGAAACUUCAACUCAAGAAGAAAAUAUACCACCACCAAAUCAUCCCAUUGCAUCUAUAACAUCAACUAUAUCAGAACAAACAAUAAUAAAUAAUAAUAACAACAAUAAUAAUAAUUCAAAAAUAUCUUCAAAGCAAUCGACUAAAUCAAAAAUAACGCGUCAAUAUUUAGGAGAUGUUUCAAAUCAAUAUCAAACAACUACAAGUCAACAACAACUACAACAACAACAACAACUUCAGCAGCAGCAGCAGCAUCAGCAACAUCAACAAAAGCAAUUGUCACAAAAUUUACAAAAAAAGAGAAAAGCAUUUGGUGGUGAUUUAGCGUCAUUAAAUAAACCAUCAAAAUCAAUACCAAUAGCAUCAGACUCAAAUUCUAAUAUAAAACAGAAAGAAAGUUUAUCAAUACCAUCAAGAUUACCACAGAAGAGACAAGCAACAGAAUCAUCAACAAAUUUAGUUGAAAAAUUAAAAAUUCAACCAGAAUUUCCAAAUUCAUCAAUACAUAUAUCUGCAACAGCUACAGGAACAGCAUCAUCAAUCACAAACACAAACAAUAUUAACAAUAAUAAUUUAACUCAUAAAAAAUCAAAAUUAAUAGAUUAUGAAUGGCAAGAUUUAGAUGAAGAAGAUAAUGAUGAUCCAUUAAUGGCAAGUGAAUAUGUUAAUGAUAUUUUCACAUAUUUUUAUGAAUUAGAAACAAGAAUGUUACCAGAUUCUCAAUAUUUAUUCAAACAAAAAAAUUUAAAACCUAAAAUGAGAUCAAUUUUAGUUGAUUGGUUAGUUGAAAUGCAUUUAAAAUUUAGAUUAUUACCAGAAUCAUUAUUCUUAGCUAUAAAUAUAAUGGAUAGAUUUAUGUCAAUUGAAAUUGUUGAAAUUGAUAAAUUACAAUUAUUAGCAACUGGUUCAUUAUUUAUUGCAGCAAAAUAUGAAGAAGUAUUUUCACCACUGAUUAAAAAUUAUGCAUUUUUUACAGAUGGUUCAUAUACAGAAGAAGAAAUUUUACAAGCUGAAAAAUAUAUUUUAACAAUAUUAAAUUUUGAUUUAAAUUAUCCAAAUCCAAUGAAUUUUUUAAGAAGAAUUUCAAAAGCUGAUGAUUAUGAUGUUCAAUCAAGAACUUUAGGUAAAUAUUUAUUAGAAAUUACAAUAAUUGAUUAUAAAUUUAUUGGAAUGAAACCUUCAUUAUGUUGUGCAUCAGCAAUGUAUUUAUCAAGAUUAAUUUUGGGGAAAUUACCAGUAUGGAAUGGUAAUUUAAUACAUUAUAGUGGAGGAUAUAGAAUAAAUGAUAUGAAAUUAUGUAUUGAAUUAAUGUUUCAAUAUCUUAUAUCACCAAUUGAACAUGAUGAAUUUUUUAAAAAAUAUGCAAUGAGAAAAUUUAUGAAAGCAAGUACAUUAUGUAGAAAUUGGGGUAAAAAAUUUCAAUUAGAAGGUAAAGAUUUAUUUGAUGAAAGAUUAUCUACUCAUCGAUUAACGAUUGAGGAAGAAUAA
Messenger RNA from Lodderomyces jiufengensis, 1668 nucleotides. It is a transcript of the gene CLB2, whose product is annotated as B-type cyclin. The transcript has a single exon. Gene Ontology annotation, cellular component: nucleus; cyclin-dependent protein kinase holoenzyme complex; centrosome. The record is from RefSeq and is a predicted model, not a curated record. The coding region runs from base 1 to 1668 and encodes 555 amino acids. Gene Ontology annotation, molecular function: cyclin-dependent protein serine/threonine kinase regulator activity. NCBI's taxonomy places the organism in Eukaryota, Fungi, Ascomycota, Pichiomycetes, Serinales, Debaryomycetaceae. Gene Ontology annotation, biological process: regulation of cyclin-dependent protein serine/threonine kinase activity; G2/M transition of mitotic cell cycle.